Messenger RNA from Vicia faba (fava bean), 1416 nucleotides. Lineage: Eukaryota; Viridiplantae; Streptophyta; Magnoliopsida; Fabales; Fabaceae. The record is from the annotation of a GenBank genome assembly.
AUGGAACCCGUUAGCGAAUGGGGAAACACACCCCUUGUAACCGUCGACCCCGAGAUCCACGACCUCAUCGAAAAAGAAAAACGUCGCCAAUGCCGCGGAAUCGAGCUCAUUGCAUCGGAGAAUUUCACUUCCUUCGCUGUCAUAGAAGCCUUAGGCAGUGCACUCACCAACAAAUACUCCGAAGGCAUGCCUGGAAACCGUUACUACGGCGGAAACGAAUUCAUCGACGAAAUUGAAAACCUCUGUCGUUCGCGUGCGCUGCAAGCUUUCCAUCUCGAUCCACAUGCUUGGGGAGUUAACGUUCAGCCUUACUCCGGUUCUCCAGCGAAUUUCGCUGCGUAUACAGCGGUUCUUAAUCCUCAUGAUCGGAUCAUGGGAUUGGAUCUUCCUUCUGGUGGUCAUCUUACGCAUGGCUACUAUACUUCCGGCGGGAAGAAGAUCUCGGCGACUUCGAUUUAUUUCGAGAGUUUGCCGUAUAAGGUGAAUUCGAGUACUGGUUUUAUUGAUUAUGAUCGGUUGGAAGAGAAGGCUUUGGAUUUUAGGCCUAGGUUGAUUAUUUGUGGUGGUAGUGCGUACCCUAGGGAUUGGGAGUAUAAUCGAUUCAGAGAUGUUGCUGAUAAGUGUGGCGCUCUUUUGCUUUGUGAUAUGGCUCAUUUUAGUGGCCUUGUUGCUGCUCAGGAAGUUAAUAAUCCAUUUGAGUACUGUGACAUAGUGACGACAACAACUCAUAAGAGCUUGAGGGGUCCUAGGGCGGGUAUGAUCUUCUACAGGAAAGGACCUAAACCACCCAAGAAGGGCCAAGCUGACAAUGCAGUUUAUGAUUUUGAGGACAAGGUCAACUUUGCUGUCUUCCCCUCUCUUCAAGGUGGUCCUCACAAUCACCAGAUUGGUGCCCUUGCUGUUGCCUUAAAACAGGCCAUGUCACCUGGGUUCAAAGCAUAUGCAAAGCAAGUUAAGGCCAAUGCUGUUGCCAUUGGAAAUUACUUGAUGAGCAAGGGAUACAGUCUUGUCACUGGUGGAACUGAGAACCAUCUUGUAUUGUGGGAUCUUCGCCCUCUUGGAUUGACCGGAAACAAGGUGGAGAAACUUUGUGACCUCUGUAACAUCACAGUGAACAAAAAUGCUGUUUUUGGCGAUAGCAGUGCUUUGGCUCCUGGAGGAGUACGAGUUGGUGCUCCAGCCAUGACAUCUAGAGGCUUGGUUGAAAAGGACUUUGAGCAGAUUGGAGAGUUCCUUCACCGUGCUGUGACUCUGACACUAGAGAUCCAGAAGGAGCAUGGCAAACUUCUGAAGGAUUUCAACAAGGGCUUGGUUGACAACAAAGAUAUUGAACAACUCAAAGCUGAUGUUGAGAAGUUCUCUUCCUCAUUUGGUAUGCCUGGUUUCCUGGUAUCUGAGAUGAAGUACAAGGAUUAA